Seminavis robusta is the source of this 618-nucleotide messenger RNA. The record is from the annotation of a GenBank genome assembly. Lineage: Eukaryota; Bacillariophyta; Bacillariophyceae; Naviculales; Naviculaceae.
AUGAAGCUUUCCUCAAUCAUUGCUGGAUUUUUUACUCUCGCGUCGGUGGCUCAGGCUUCUGUCAUCAAACCAAGCCAACAACAACCCAACACUGCUCAGCAAAUCCCCGUCGCUGCCUUCUCUCUUGGGUACAAUCCUAUCAUUGCAAACUCUGCUACACUUCCUUGGGUAACCAUUGAUGGUACUGGAGAUGAUACUCAUGACUAUUACUCAUUUGAGGUCCCCAAUUCAGGAAUGAUUGCUUCCAUCUUUGAUGUGGACAAUGCGGGUGGCUUCGAUUCAUUUCUCACUUUGUAUGACUCAAGUGGAAACUACCUUGCACAUCAUGAUGAUCAGGGUGACGGUCCAGCUGAUCCUGGCUCAAACCACCAUCGUGACUCUUACUUGAUCUACACCUUCAAUGCUCCUGGCGUAUAUGUCAUUGCUGUGGGUCGAUGGUCAGGGAUUUAUGGACCCCCAGGCGACGUUGUUCCAAAUUUUGCCACGCACAAGUUGCACAUUUCCCUGGGUUAUUCGCAAGCACAGCUUCGAGCUGCUUACGGCAUGGGAGACCCACACUUCAAGGUACGACUCAGCAAGCCACGGUCAGCCCAGUCCAUUGAACCUUUUGUGGACUAA